AUGCAGGUACUUUGGUCUCGCACCGUGCAGGCCAAACUAUCCUGUCAAUGUUAUUCCUGCGUCCACAGUGCAACAGCUCUUGCUCGUCGAUCCACCACCGCAGCCACCAAACGCAGAGUCGCGGCCGGAGAUCUAUUCACAGCGAGUUUCUCGACGAUUCUGGGCACUGCCGCCUUUGUUGAUGCGAGAAUAAAAGAGGACAGGAGAAAGGAAUGGGAUGUCGCGAUCACCAAUGUCAAAGCCGGAAUUCCGGACAAUGAUUCGAGCCCACCUACGCAACCAAAUCUAAAAGCAGAAUCUAUUACCGCCAAUACACGAAUUCAAGACAUUCGGCCACCAGCCGGUGACAAUGGAGUAAGUCUUGGUAAAUCCGAGACCUUCUCGUCGGCUUCUAGCCUGUUCCACCGAAAUGCCCCAAAUGUACCAUGUAUACCCUCGGGGAUGGCAUCUAGUGGACUGGACACUCUGGAAGGUGUCAUUUCUGAAUCGAAUGAAGUAUCAGCAGGUGUACGCCGGCCAAUUGGUCCAAAAAAAUUCGCUCCUCGUUACUCGAGGAGAAAAGAUCAUUUAGGGCAACUGCAAAAUUCAACUCGAAAACUUGUCGACAAUCUAUUGCUUCUGACCGAUCUUGCCUACGUCGAACGGACUGCCAUAUCGUCGGAAGAUAAGGAACUGGCUGAGGUUGCCAGUCGGCUGCAAGGAAUAAGGACGUCCUUUGCUCCAUUUCCCACGUUUUACCGGCAUCAGUCUUCAGAACGGCUUGGAGAGUUGCAUGAUGCUCUGAAAAGAGUAUUUGAUGAAGAAUCAUCAAGCCCCCCGAACCUCAACAUGCUGGUUGGCAAAAUAUGUUACAAUUUACUUCUUUCCCCUGUUCCACCUGGUACUGGAACAUACAACUACUUAAUGAGAAAGUUCUCUCUAUUACAACAGGACCAUCUUACCCAGGUUGUGGCAGACUCAUUUUUUAAUGAUACCGUGUUGAAAGCCAAUGAGGAAACGGCCAAAUUCCUGCUCGAGUACUACAUUGAAAGGAAUGAUUUGGACGGCUUUCGGACCAUCAUUAAGCGGAUGCGUGCUGUUGAGGGGGACAUGCAUAUAAAGAGAAAGAACAUCUUCGAAUUAUCCAGAAGCAAGGAUAUACGUGCCUGGGCACUGAAUAAUAAGGUCAUUCACCGGGGUGCCCAUCUGCACGAAAAAAUGAACCGAACGCCUGCUAUUUUUGAGUUGCUUAUUCGAGGCUGGCUGAUGUGGGAUGGUACCAGAGGAGCAGUACGUGCUGUACGUGCUGCCCUUCGCGAGGGCCAGAUAAUUUAUUCCCAGACUAUGAUUCACAUUAUCGAAGAAUGCAUUCGUCAAUUGGAUUAUAGGUCAGGACUAAAGCUCCUGAGCACCGUUUUGUCAUGCUGGGCAGAUGGGACCCUCUCUUCAAUCAUGGACUAUGGCCCGGCCACUCGGCAGAAACUCUAUCGACUCUUCGCUCUUUGCGGCGUCAACCCGUCUUCCAACUUGCCGCGACCAAUGACUACGACACCCUUUCAAGAAAUAUUGCCGAGCAUGUUGCGCUGGAUGGAACUUGAAUCCAUCUCAGAUCGGCUUGUAGAAUUUACAAACGAUACACUGACAAUAAGACUGGCGCUUGACGGACCACAACACCUAAUGGCUACCGGGUUCAAAGAUCAACGGCAAGCAGACAAAUUUGCUGAGCAACGCCUCCAGAGCUGUUUAGAGAUUUUGCGAGGAGUCUCCGCAACUGAGGAAAUGGCCGCUUCCAUGAAUCUAAAGAAUAGUGCAGAAUGUCAGUCCAUCAGGGCAUCGGCUAUUAAGAUUAGGUUAGCAGACAAGACGAGUAGAGCCGCUGCUGUAGAAGUAUCUGUUUCGUCGAAUCGCAACUACAAUCGAAAUACUACUAAACCGGAAUCUAAAUAUGCCUUUCGCCGUAUGAGAGUUCCAGACUCAAACGAGAGCGGAAUGAAAAUCCAGUCGGCUCUAGAAGAAUCUGUUUCGUCGAAUCGCAACUACAAUCGAAUUAUAUCUAAACCGGAACCCAAAUAUACCUUUCGCCGUAUACGAGUUACAAACUCAAAUGCGAGCGGAAUGCAAAUCCAGUUGGCUCUUUUCCCGGAUAAAUUCCAACAUGCACAGCUGCAAACAGCACUACAGCUGAGCUGA
Messenger RNA from Venustampulla echinocandica, 2169 nucleotides. RefSeq lists its product as uncharacterized. The transcript has a single exon. The record is from RefSeq and is a predicted model, not a curated record. The coding region runs from base 1 to 2169 and encodes 722 amino acids. Lineage: Eukaryota; Fungi; Ascomycota; Leotiomycetes; Helotiales; Pleuroascaceae.